This is a messenger RNA of Calypte anna (Anna's hummingbird), 884 nucleotides long. Its product is annotated as protein B4. Bases 1 to 846 code for a protein of 281 amino acids. Gene Ontology annotation, molecular function: nucleosomal DNA binding; double-stranded DNA binding. Gene Ontology annotation, biological process: chromosome condensation; negative regulation of DNA recombination; nucleosome assembly. Gene Ontology annotation, cellular component: nucleus; nucleosome. The transcript is spliced from 5 exons. The record is from RefSeq and is a predicted model, not a curated record. NCBI's taxonomy places the organism in Eukaryota, Metazoa, Chordata, Aves, Apodiformes, Trochilidae.
AUGGAACCUCGUCUGGCCCAAGCUGUGAGCACAGCCCAGCUCCGGGGUCUGCUGUCCCGGGUCCGGCGGCCCCCACACCCCCCCACCCUGCAAAUGGUCAUCGAGGCACUGCGGGCCCAGGACCAGAAGAAGGGUGCCUCAGUCAUCGCCAUCAAGAAGUUCAUCCUGGGCAAGUACCCCACGGUGGACCCUGUCCGUCUCAAGUACCUGCUGAAGCGGGCGCUGAGCAAGGGGCUGAGCCGUGGGGACCUGGUGCGGCCCCACAACUCCUCUGCCAUGGGGGCCACCGGACGCUUCAAGUUGGCCCCUGAGAAGCUGCGGCACAAGCAGCUGGCAAGCCAGGCAGAUCCUGAUGGAGAACCGGCGCUGGAGCCAGGACGGAAAGAGAAAACCAAGGCCCCCCGGGUCCCUGCGGUGGGCACGCAGCAGCAAGGCACUGCAAAGGGGAAGCCAACAGAAACAAAGCAGAAGCCGAGGGCAAAGCCCACAGAUGUGCAGCCGCCAGCUGCAGCGAAGCCCAGGGGUGAUGGAGCAAAGGCCCCCAAGGCUGCCAGCCACCCCCGAGCCCCUGACAAAAACCAUGCAGGGCUCUCUGCUGCUCUGCCUGCCAAGGAUGCAGGACAGGGCAGUGGUGAUGGUGACAACCCCAUGGGUGCUGGGGUGAAGGUACCCCAAAAGGCACCUGUGGGAAAAAGCAAAGGGAAGGCACCUAAGGGGGCACAGCAAGAUGCACCCAAGGCUGAGGGGGGUCAAGGCAAGGCAAAGAAGCCCCAGACAGCCCCAGGAGCAGGCCAGGGGAAGGCUGGGCUGCGGAAGGGAGCGUCAGGGAGCAGGAAGACCCCAUAAGACCCCAGGAAGACCCCCUAGGCAGCCCCCAGCCCUAC